UUAAAAAUAUAGAAAUGUUCUUAAACUGUCAUUAGAACCAUAAAAACACUCUUAAAAACCCGCGCCACUUCAACUAAAGCCUUUUGAAAUUAGUGGAGGUGCGGGCACAAGUGUUGCAGAAUGAUGAUGGUGGUGGUGGUGGCAGUGGCGGACGCAGCACCACCAGGCGGCGCCGCACGGAAGACUCCUCACAACAACACGGCAUCUGAGAGGAUGAUUUAGUCUUAUUUCCCCACCUCAUUCUUCCCUUCCCCUCACUGUGAUGUGACUCCACGCGCCACACUCACUUAGAAGAGUGUGUACAUAACUUUACAGUACAGAAAGCACUGUAUAUAUCUCCAAAUGAAGAUUUGAUGAAUUCAUGGGUAGGAAUGAUAGCAAUGUGACAAAGAUGAGGAAAAAACAGAUCUUGCUGCUGAAGAUCGGCGUGGUGGUGUGGGUGUGCGUCAUUUACGCCUUCUUUCUGCACAAACCGGCUGCUACUUCUACACAGAAGUCUCAUGACAUCACUGAGCAGCUGGACAAAUUGGAGGAAGAACUCAACAAGCAGUCCCAGUUCUACAGCGUUCUGCUUAAUAAGCUACGGACAAUGCAUCAGCAGCAGCAGAACUUAGGGGAUGAGGCAGUGCUGCAGGACCCAAUAGUUGAGUCACCACUACUGGAUGGACCAGUCCUACCUGUGCUGCUAAUUGCCUGCAACAGAGAUGCUGCAGUGCGGCGCUCACUUGACUUGCUGCUGAAGUAUCGGCCCAGCCAGGAGCGCUUCCCUAUAGUGGUGUCCCAGGACUGUGGGCACCGGCCAACCAGGGAGGCCAUUGAGUCAUAUGGGGAGAAAGUGACCUUAAUUCAGCACCCAGAUCUGAGUGACAUAGAAGUGCCUCUGAAGGAGAGGAAGUUCAAAGGUUACUUCCUGAUUGCCCGACACUACCGGUGGGCUCUCAACCAGAUGUUCCAGAAGUUUGAAUACGAGGCCGUCAUUAUUGUGGAGGAUGACUUGGACAUUGCACCAGACUUUUACGAGUAUUUCUCCGCAACGUACCCUGUUCUGCAGGCUGAUCCAACUCUGUGGUGUGUGUCAGCAUGGAAUGACAAUGGGAAGGCAGAUCUGGUGGAUGUGAAGAAUGGCACUGGCUUGCUGUACCGGACAGACUUCUUCCCUGGACUGGGGUGGAUGCUGACCAAGGAGCUGUGGGAGGAGCUGGGCCCCAAGUGGCCACGCUCCUACUGGGAUGACUGGGUGCGCGCACCUGAGCAGCGUUCUGACCGAGCAUGCAUCAGGCCAGAGAUUUCCAGGACACGCACCUUUGGGAAAAAGGGCGUCAGCAAUGGCCUGUUCUAUGAAAAGCACUUAAAACAAAUUUACCUGAAUGAUGCCUAUACCUCAUUCACAAAAAUGAACCUCACCUACUUAAUGAAGGAUCAUUAUGACCUGGUGUUUGAGAAGCAGGUGCAGGCCAGCCAGGUGGUGACCAUCAAUGAUGUGAAGGGCGACCGCCUGGCAAAGGGCGGCUUCUACCGUCUCAUCUAUCACACUAAAGACAACUUCAAGAAGCUGGCCAAGUCUUUGGGCCUUAUGGAUGACUUCAAGGCUGGGGUUCCAAGAACAGGCUACAAAGGGACAAUAACAUUCUUCUAUAGGGGCCUGAGAAUAUUCCUUUCACCAGGCAACAACUGGAAAGGUUACAACCCCAGCUGGAGCUAACACCACCCAGUCAGUAGGAUGUUCCUGGGCACAGUGGCUGUCCCCCUGGUGUUUGUACCGGUGGAAGUGAAUAGUGAGCCAAUAUUUUUUGGUUAGCAGUGUUGGUGGCAAGGUGCAGCAUUCUUUGGGUUCAGGGUUGUAGGCUUGGUUAGUUUCAUCACAUAUCAGGAUUCGCAUUGCAUCAGUUAUCACUUGUUCAAUUAUUCAUCCAUCAUUUUACUCACGUGCACACCAUCAUAUGUGAUUUCCAAGAAAAUUUUAAACAGAUUCCUUUGCAGUUAGGUUUUCCUUCUUCAUCCUGUCUUGUUCUUUACGAAGUGUUUUCUGUACUCCAGGCUGCAAAGGAAUGGACCAAGAUCUUAUACCAUAACAGCAAGCUAGAUUCUCAUUUAUUUAUAAUUGCACACACACACACACACACACACACACACACACACACACACACACACACACACACACACACACACACACACACACACACACACACACACACUUAUUCCUAACAUCUGUAUGUGGCUGUGGGAAAUUAUGGCCUCUACAUAAAUUACAGAAUCUUGUUCUGUUAAUGGUUUUCUUCCUAGCUAUUAAUUCAUGAUAAAUUUGCAAGCUGUUAUAUAUUUUUAUAUAAUUUUUAUCUUAAAGAAAUGCAAAGACAUCUCGAGUUAAAAAAAAAAAACACUUAAAUGCCUCAUCUUUUUCCUCUUUAUUUUAAAACUGAAAGUGAAUGCAUGUUAAAUAUGAAGUUAAUUUAUAGACCUUGCAUAUUUCUGAUUAUAAACCUGGCACAAAAUUUCCCCAACAGUUUUAUUAUUUUAAAAUUAGUCUAUAAUUAUACUUAUUGUGUGACAUGAAUUAAUUAUGGUGUUUGUUAAUAAAGUUCACAAAUAGGUUUUAUUUCACAGGUCUGUUUUUUUUUUUUUUUUAUUUAUUGUUAACUGAUAUUAAAGAUUUGUUCAAUUUGUAUUAAACAUUAAAUGAACACAUUUAAGACUAUUGUAUAAUUCAGUAGUAAAUUUUAACUUUU
Messenger RNA from Scylla paramamosain (green mud crab), 2726 nucleotides. RefSeq names its product alpha-1,3-mannosyl-glycoprotein 2-beta-N-acetylglucosaminyltransferase-like. Gene Ontology annotation, biological process: protein N-linked glycosylation. Lineage: Eukaryota; Metazoa; Arthropoda; Malacostraca; Decapoda; Portunidae. Bases 362 to 1702 code for a protein of 446 amino acids. Gene Ontology annotation, cellular component: Golgi apparatus. The record is from RefSeq and is a predicted model, not a curated record. Gene Ontology annotation, molecular function: alpha-1,3-mannosylglycoprotein 2-beta-N-acetylglucosaminyltransferase activity. The transcript has 11 exons.